Molecule: messenger RNA, 705 nt
Organism: Phycomyces blakesleeanus NRRL 1555(-)
Lineage: Eukaryota; Fungi; Mucoromycota; Mucoromycetes; Mucorales; Phycomycetaceae
Exons: 1
Coding region: 1-705 (234 amino acids)
Cellular component (GO): cytosol
Molecular function (GO): FMN binding; flavin adenine dinucleotide binding; oxidoreductase activity
Source: RefSeq, a predicted model, not a curated record
AUGCAGCCCCGUCGCUACUCUAUUGCCUCUUCUCCUCACAUGUUCCCCAAGGAGGCUCACUUGGCUGUCGGUGUAGUUGACGAUGUUGUCAAUGGCAAGCACUAUCCUGGUUUGGCUUCUUCCUUCUUGGCUCACCAGAUUCCCGGUGAGUCCAAGACCGUGCUUCGGGCCAAGUUCAAGUCAUCCAAGGGUGUCUUUGAAAUGCCUGCCGAUGCCGAGACUCCUAUGAUCAUGAUCUCAGCCGGUACUGGUAUCUCCCCCUUCCGUGGUUUCCUUCAGGAACGUGCCUACCAGUACAAGCACGCCUCUGGCCCAGUAGGCGAAUGCUUGGUAUUCUUUGGCUGCCGUCGUGAGGACCAGGAUCGUAUCUAUGGCGAUGAAUUUGACGAGUAUGUCAAGGAAGGUGUCAUCUCUGGCCUCCAUGUGGCUUACUCUCGACAGAUCCCUCCUUCAAACCGCAAGUAUGUCCAGCACCAAGUGCUUGCCAAUGCAAAUGAGAUCUGGCGUCUGUUGGUCCCUGCCGACGAGACCAAGAAGCCCGCAGUUGUGUACAUUUGCGGUAGUGGUGCCAUGAGCCGUGAUGUCCGUGCCACAUUCCGUUCUAUGGCCAUCAGUUUCGGCGCUGCUAAGGACGAAGAAGAAGCAGACAAGUUCAUCCAGAAGCUUAUGCAAGAUCACCAGUACAACGAGGAUGUCUGGGGUUAA